Messenger RNA from Chrysochloris asiatica (Cape golden mole), 939 nucleotides. Its product is annotated as olfactory receptor 1361-like. The coding region runs from base 1 to 939 and encodes 312 amino acids. The record is from RefSeq and is a predicted model, not a curated record. The transcript has a single exon. Gene Ontology annotation, molecular function: olfactory receptor activity; G protein-coupled receptor activity. Gene Ontology annotation, cellular component: membrane. NCBI's taxonomy places the organism in Eukaryota, Metazoa, Chordata, Mammalia, Afrosoricida, Chrysochloridae. Gene Ontology annotation, biological process: G protein-coupled receptor signaling pathway.
AUGAGCAGGAUAAACCAGUCGAGUGUCUCUGAGUUCCUCCUCCUGGGGCUGUCUUGGCAGCCGCAGCAUCAGCAACUCCUCUUUGUGCUCUUCCUGAUCAUGUACCUGGCCACAGUCCUGGGAAACCUGCUCAUCAUCCUGGCCAUCAGCACAGACUCCCGCCUGCACACCCCCAUGUACUUCUUCCUCAGCAACCUGUCCUUCGUGGAUGUCUGUUUCUCCUCCACCACUGUCCCCAAGAUUCUGACCAACCACAUACUUGGGAGUCAGACAAUCUCCUUCUCUGGGUGUCUCACGCAGCUCUAUUUUCUCAUUGUGUUUGCCCAUAUAGACAAUUUCCUUCUGUCUGUGAUGGCCUAUGACCGCUUUGUUGCUGUAUGCCACCCCUUACACUACACAACAAAGAUGACCCCUCAGCUCUGUGCCCUGACGGUCUUUUUUUCUUGGGUCAUUGCCAAUCUGAAUGCUCUGUUGCAUACCCUGCUGAUGACUCGACUUUCAUUCUGUGCAGACAACAAUAUCCCCCACUUCUUCUGUGAUGUGAGUGUCCUGAAACUCUCCUGUUCUGACACAUACAUCAAUGACAUGGUUAUUCUUAUUGUAGCGGGGCUGGUUAUGAUCGCUCCAUUUGUUUGCAUCCUGGUUUCCUACAUUUGCAUCACCUGGGCUGUCCUGAGAGUCCCAUCCACAAAGGGAAAACUGAAAGCCUUCUCCACCUGUGGCUCCCACUUGUCUGUGGUUUCCCUCUUCUACGGCACCAUCAUUGCUCUGUAUUUCAACCCUUCCUCCUCCCACUCAAAAGAGACAGACAUUGCAGCUACUGUGAUGUACACAGUGGUGACCCCCAUGCUGAAUCCUUUCAUCUACAGCCUCAGGAACAAGGACUUGAAAAGGGCCCUAAAAAAAGUAAUUGGUAGAAAAAGGUUUUCUACCCAAUGA